UUGUUGAGUCCCAUCAUAUUGAACGCGCGCAGCCCUAACUAACUUACCCAUAAGCCUCCGCCCAGCGCGCGGGCGACUGCUGCUCCACUGCGGACUACAAUGACGGACAACAUUCCGCUGCAGCCCGUCCGACACAAAAAACGACAUGACAACAAACGAAGAGACGGGUGCUGCCCAUGGUCCAGAUGCUGCGGUGGGGGAGAUUUCCGUCCUCGGACCGUGUGGUUGGGCCAUCCGGAAAAGAGAGAGCAGAGAUACCCAAGAAAUGUCAUAAACAACCAGAAAUACAAUUUCUUCACCUUCCUGCCAGGGGUGUUGUUUAACCAGUUCAAAUACUUCUUCAACCUGUACUUUCUGCUGCUGGCCUGCUCACAGUUUGUGAAUGAGCUCAGAUUAGGAGCUCUGUACACAUACUGGGUUCCUCUGGGGUUCGUUUUGAUUAUUACAAUCGUGAGGGAAGCUGUCGAGGAGAUGCGAUGUUUUCUACGAGACAAAGAGGUCAAUUCACAGAUCUACAGUAAACUCUCCACAAGAGGAACCGUGAAGGUGAAAAGUAGUGGCAUCCAGGUUGGAGAUCUUAUCAUUGUUGAAAAGGUUGGUUUGCUAAUCAGCUCUCUCAUUACAUUUUUUCCUGAUUUUUAUCAUAAAGGCUCCUGUUUUCUGAGGACUGAUCAGUUGGAUGGAGAAACCGAUUGGAAACUACGCCUCCCUGUGGCCUGUACGCAGAGACUCCCUACUGCUGCCGAUCUACUGCAGAUCAGGUCAUUUGUUUAUGCUGAGGAACCGAACAUUGACAUCCAUAACUUCAUCGGUACCUUCACUAGAGAAGAUGGAGACCCUCCAGUCAGUGAAAGUCUGAGCAUUGAGAACACUCUCUGGGCGAGCACUGUCAUUGCUUCUGGCACCGUGGUUGGGGUGGUGAUUUACACCGGUAAAGAGCUGCGCAGUGUAAUGAACACCUCCAACCCAAGACAUAAGAUCGGCCUGAUUGACCUGGAAGUGAACUGUCUGACUAAGAUCCUGUUUGGUGCUCUGGUGGUGGUCUCACUGGUCAUGGUGGCUCUGCAGCACUUCGCUGGACGCUGGUAUCUCCAGAUCUUCCGCUUCCUUCUGCUCUUCUCCAACAUCGUCCCCAUCAGUUUGCGUGUGAAUUUGGACAUGGGCAAAAUGGUGUUCAGUUGGAUGAUCAAGAAAGACUCUAAAAUCCCCGGGACGGUGGUUCGAGCCAGUACUAUACCAGAGCAACUGGGCCGGAUCUCUUAUCUGCUCACAGACAAAACUGGAACCCUCACUCAGAAUGAGAUGGUGUUCAGACGACUCCAUCUUGGAACGGUGGCGUACGGCAUGGACUCGAUGGAUGAAGUGCAGAGUCACGUGUUCAGCGCUUACACUCAGCCUCCACAUGACCUGCAGGCCUCUCGUGCACCGGGUGCCUCCAAAGUGAGGAAGACCAUCAGCAGUCGAGUGCACGAGGCAGUGAAGGCCAUUGCACUGGUGCACAACGUGACCCCGGUAUAUGAGUCCAACGGUGUGACGGAUCAGGCAGAAGCUGAACAGCACUAUGAAGACACCUGCAGGGUUUACCAGGCCUCCAGUCCAGACGAGGUGUCUCUGGUUCAGUGGACGGAGAGUGUCGGUCUGACGCUGGUCGGUAGAGAUCAGUCUUCAAUGCAGCUGAGGACACCUAGUGGACAAAUACUGAACUUCACCAUCCUGCAGGCUUUCCCCUUUACCUACGAGAGCAAACGCAUGGGCAUCAUAGUGCGAGAUGAAUCCACAGGAGAGAUCACGUUUUACUUGAAGGGUGCUGAUGUGGUGAUGGCUGGUAUUGUUCAGUACAACGACUGGCUAGAGGAGGAGUGUGGGAAUAUGGCCAGGGAAGGCUUGAGGGUGCUAGUGGUGGCCAAAAAAUCCCUCACAGUUGAACAAUACCAAGAUUUUGAGGCUCGCUACGUCCAGGCCAAGCUGAGCGUUCACGAUCGUUCGCUGAAGGUGGCCACAGUGAUAGAGAGUCUGGAGAUGGAGAUGGAGCUCUUGUGUCUUACUGGAGUCGAGGACCAGCUUCAGGCCGAUGUCAGACCCACUCUGGAGAUACUGCGCAACGCUGGCAUCAAAGUUUGGAUGCUGACCGGGGACAAAUUAGAGACUGCAACCUGCACAGCCAAAAACGCCCAUCUAGUGACCCGCAAUCAGGACAUCCACGUGUUCAGGCCUGUAACCACUCGAAGCGAAGCCCACCUUGAGCUCAACGCCUUCAGGAGGAAACACGACUGCGCGCUGGUGAUAUCGGGAGACUCUCUGGAGGUCUGUCUGAAGUAUUAUGAGUAUGAGUUUAUGGAGUUGGCGUGUCAGUGUCCGGCCAUCGUGUGCUGCCGCUGCGCUCCCACACAGAAAGCUCAGAUCGUUCGUCUGCUGCAGGAACGCACCGGCAAACUCACCUGCGCCGUGGGGGAUGGAGGAAAUGAUGUCAGCAUGAUCCAGGAAGCAGACUGUGGCGUGGGAGUGGAGGGCAAAGAAGGGAAGCAGGCGUCUCUGGCUGCAGAUUUCUCCAUCACUCAGUUUAAGCACUUGGGCAGACUGCUCAUGGUCCACGGCAGAAACAGCUACAAGCGCUCCGCCGCGCUCAGCCAGUUUGUCAUCCACCGGAGUCUCUGCAUCAGCACCAUGCAGACCGUGUUCUCCUCUGUCUUCUACUUUGCAUCUGUUCCACUUUAUCAAGGCUUCCUCAUUAUCGGAUACUCCACUAUCUACACCAUGUUCCCAGUUUUCUCUCUGGUUUUGGAUAAAGAUGUCAAGUCUGAGGUGGCCAUGUUAUAUCCUGAACUUUACAAAGAUCUUCUAAAGGGACGGCCUCUCUCAUUCAAAACCUUCUUAAUAUGGGUCUUGAUCAGUAUCUACCAAGGUAAGCGAAUUCUCUGGUUAUUUUACCCUAUGGUCCGCAACAAGCUUCACUCAGGACGGCCUCUCUCAUUCAAAACCUUCUUAAUAUGGGUCUUGAUCAGUAUCUACCAAGGUAAGCGAAUUCUCUGGUUAUUUUACCCUAUGGUCCGCAACAAGCUUCACUCAGUGAGCAAUAGUGUGGAAAUUGAGAAGAGCAGUUAUGUCUAG
Molecule: messenger RNA, 3108 nt
Organism: Sinocyclocheilus rhinocerous
Lineage: Eukaryota; Metazoa; Chordata; Actinopteri; Cypriniformes; Cyprinidae
Product: probable phospholipid-transporting ATPase IIA
Exons: 26
Coding region: 100-3108 (1002 amino acids)
Biological process (GO): endocytosis; phospholipid translocation; retrograde vesicle-mediated transport, Golgi to endoplasmic reticulum
Cellular component (GO): endosome; plasma membrane; trans-Golgi network
Molecular function (GO): ATPase-coupled intramembrane lipid carrier activity; ATP hydrolysis activity; ATP binding
Source: RefSeq, a predicted model, not a curated record